GCUUCUUCCAGCUGGGGGAGUAGUCACGUAACAUAACUAGUGUCCGAAAUGCCGCUGGGUUUCAGUCUUCUUAAAGGGGCCGCCGCGAUAGGCAGGGUCGCCCGGUUGGGGGACGUCUAUUGAGGAAAACCAGACCAUGCUUCCCCUGGGGCAGUGGAGAUAGGAUGUUAGAAUAUCAAGACCAAGAGGAGCUGACCACUGUGCGUGUCCAAGAUCCUCGUGUUCAAAACGAGGGGUCCUGGAACUCCUACGUAGACUACAAAAUAUUCCUUCAUACCAACAGCAAAGCUUUCACUGCCAAGACUUCUUGUGUGCGCAGACGGUACCGGGAGUUCGUGUGGCUGAAGAAGCGGCUACAGAAGAAUGCAGGAUUAGUACCUGUCCCAGAGCUUCCUGGGAAGUCCACUUUCUUUGCUGGCCAUACGGAUGAGUUCAUUGAGAAGCGACGACAGGGUCUUCAGCAGUUCCUGGAAAAGGUGGUACAAAACGUGGUACUCCUUUCCGACAGCCAACUGCACCUCUUCCUGCAGAGCCAGCUCUCUGUGCCAGAGAUUGAAGCUUGUGUCCAGGGACGCGGACCCCUGAGCGUCACGGAUGCCAUCCUCCAUUAUGCCAUGUCCAACUGCGGCUGGGUACAAGAGGAGAAUGACCACUCAGCUUUGCUGGCUAGAAGGGAUUUGGGUGGCAGCUUUGGAGGAGGAAGCCAUCUUGCCCAAAGUGCUGCCGACCCCCUCCCUCACUGGAGUGACAUCAGCAUGGAGGACAGCCAAUUGGAGAGUCCAGUUUCUGAAGAAGAGGUGGGUCACCCAGGGUCACUCCACGCUGGCACCGUAGCAUCAGCUGACCGUGUCGAGGCACAGCGCAAGUCGGAGGAGCCCCUUUGAGAUGCAGUUGGAGGUGUCUGUUGGCUUUCUCGCUUUCAAGCGCUAGAGGGCAGACGCUGCUGAGUCCGAUCUGGUGAGCCGAAUGAGCAUCUGGCUUGGACCGGCGAGAACACUUGGCGAACUGAAACAAACAGAUGAUGCUCGGGGAUCCCAGCAUUGCGCUAAACAGUUCUCCUGUGUCGAGUCCUCCUUAUCAGAGAGCUGGUUUCCUGCAAAGGCUCUUGCUGUUGAGCACUUCUUUCCCCCACCCGUAGAGACAUCCCACUGGGCAGGAAAAGGCUCUGUUUUUGGAUAUGGUUGCAUUCUCGCUCUCUUCUCCCUGCCUCGAUAGCUGGUAGAAGACAGCUGAGCUCCUGAGGAAAGCAGGGAAGUGUGUCGAAUUGCUAGCCGGAGUUGACCUUCCUUCUGGUCCGGAGCCACAGGGGACACCUGCUGGCCGUGGACACCAAGCCUCCAUCUGGGUUCCUCUGGUGGAACUGCUUACAGUGGGGAUGAGGGUCUCUUCGCAGUUCAUUUGUGUCGUACUUUAUUCCUCUGAAGUCUGAUUAAGGAGAACAUAUUAACUAUGGAGAAAAAGAAUGGAACGUUAUUUUGCAGUUGCCUUGCAACUGUGGAGCGAUCUGUUUCCUGGCUGUUUUAUUGCCUUUGUGUGGGAUUCAGCUUGAAAGGAGAUGUCGGGGGAGGGAUUCGCAGAACCCACUCAAAGCUCUAGAAGUAAAAUUGCCUUUUUUUUCCACCCUCACACCUCUUGCUCUUUAGAAGGGUUGUUGACAAUCCUGCACAGGCCUCACCAAGCAAAAUCUCCUUAUGACUUCCUCACUAUGUUCAGCUCCACAUUCCACUUCUAUCUUAAAGGGCAAUGUUUGUGUGUGGAGGAGGGCAGACAGUAUAGAGGUCUUUCUCUCCUUUCCUUCCUCAGUACGUUUCAAAAAAGGGCUUUGAAGAAUACCUGUGCAAUGUUUCUUUUUCCUCAUUUUGUUAAAAAGGGAAGCAAGUUUCUAGUCCUUAGGAUCUGAAGGAGAAACUUAAACGGCAGACGAACUUUUGACUGGAAAUAGCAAGAUUUGUUUGUGCUUUAGGAAAAAAAGAGGAAUGAAACCUUCCUCUAACUAAAAGUGCUCCACGCCAUUUUGUCUUGGUUUCAAUACACAUAAAGCAAGUUGAACAACUCUUUGAAUGUAA
This is a messenger RNA of Sphaerodactylus townsendi, 2066 nucleotides long. It is a transcript of the gene SNX11, whose product is annotated as sorting nexin 11. The record is from RefSeq and is a predicted model, not a curated record. Gene Ontology annotation, molecular function: phosphatidylinositol binding. The transcript is spliced from 7 exons. NCBI's taxonomy places the organism in Eukaryota, Metazoa, Chordata, Lepidosauria, Squamata, Sphaerodactylidae. Bases 165 to 884 code for a protein of 239 amino acids. Gene Ontology annotation, biological process: intracellular protein transport.